Asterias rubens (European starfish) is the source of this 2313-nucleotide messenger RNA. Its product is annotated as inosine-uridine preferring nucleoside hydrolase-like. The coding region runs from base 149 to 1117 and encodes 322 amino acids. Gene Ontology annotation, molecular function: hydrolase activity, hydrolyzing N-glycosyl compounds. Lineage: Eukaryota; Metazoa; Echinodermata; Asteroidea; Forcipulatida; Asteriidae. The transcript is spliced from 6 exons. The record is from RefSeq and is a predicted model, not a curated record.
UCGAUAUUUUGUAUUCCCUAGCGUCAGCGGGAGGGUUGUCAUCUUUGCACGAGCAAAACGAAGUCCAAGCACUUUAGACUUGGCCUCAAAAGAAGUGGGUCUACCAUUGGAUCAAUUCGCGAGCUUUCUGACCCCCACCAAUUUCCAGAUGUCUUCCAAGAAUCUCAUGGUGAUAGACUGCGAUGCAGGAGUUGACGAUGCUCAUGCGAUCAUGGUCGCCCUUAGUAGUAACCUAGACGCAGAAGUACUUGCUAUAACGUGUGUAAAGGGAAACGUCCACGUGGAUAAGGUCUGGUACAACGUACAUAGGGUGCUAGACGCGUGUGAUAAGAAAGAGAUUCCAGUCUACCAAGGAGCUGCCAGUGCUCUCCUCAUGCCGACUCCAGAGGCAGACUUCCACGGCAAAGAUGGCCUCGGUGAUGCUCCUCAUGCCAAGCUUACCAUCCACCCGGAUCACCACCGUGCCGAACAUGCCGUUGAUAUGCUCAUCUCACUGGCCAAUAAACAUCCAGGUUUAAUUUCACUGAUUGCUAUUGGACCGUUGACAAAUCUAGCCCUUGCAGAGCGGAUGGAUCCUGGGUUCUCAUCUAAACUGAAGGCAGUUUACAUUAUGGGAGGAAACAUGCAUGGUAAGGGGAAUGUGACUCCAACUGCAGAGUUUAAUUUCCACCAAGACCCUGAGGCAGCGUACAUCGUGCUUGAAACCUUUCAAUGUCAGGUGUAUCUGCUUACAUGGGAGCUGACUCUCGCCACUGAAGUCACGUUGAAUUGUUUUAAAGAUUUAUUGAAGAUGGACACAAAGAGAAGCAACUUCCUUAAAGAUAUCAGCAAGAAAAGCUACGACAUCAUGGCCGAUAAGGAGCUGAGGCCUCAGUUUGGGUGUAUAGAAAGCGACGGCUGGAACUGCUGUGACGCGCUCGCCUCAGCUGUCGCCAUAGAUCCAUCCAUCAUCACUGACUCCAAAUCUUGCCCCUGCUCCAUCUCACUGGCUGGGGUCACGAGAGGUCAACUCAUCGUCGACUGGAAUGGAUUUUGGGGGGACAAGAGCAAACGGACUGUCAUCAUGAACGUCAAUAUGGAGAGGUACAAAGAGAUUCUGACUAACUCUGUUCUCUGAGGUCAUAAGGUCACUAAGGGUGUAAAGGUAAAUCAAUAUUGAGCAAGUUCGAGUGAGGGACUACAAUAUAUAUUUAGUAAGGUUUGCGGUAACACCAUGCAAUGAUAAUAUCUAAUUGAGUUGGGGUGGUUUUACUUGCACUUUUUCCACUUGUAAAUAGAGGAUGUCGUGUUCCUGGUCGCGCACUUUGCACCUUUCACAGUACGACUCUACUCUACUACAAAAGGAAUGUACUUCACCAUAUAGAUAGAUAGAUAGAUAGAAAAGAACGGUAGGUUUCAACUCUAUAGAUUUUCAACUCUAUAGGAGACUAUAGUUGACUUAGUGUAUUGUGCAUAGGUAACUCUGGAACUUUGACUAUUGGAUGACAAAAUUUGUUGCUCGAACUUGCCCAUUGUUGAGAAAAGAAUCCCUUAUUUGAUUGGGUUUAUAGGUUCUGUAUUUUGUAAAGGAAAUGCACAUAAAAUAGGUAACACGUCUGGAAAAAACUGCACUCAGGUUGUAGUACUCGGGUAAGAUUCGAACUGCUUUUAGCAAUCUUAAUGGUCUAGUAAGUGGUAAGACAUCUGCUCAAGAAUAGCAAAGGGUUAGGGUUCAAAUCCCACCUGAGUAAUGUGCAUGUAGAUUUCUUUCACUGGACUUAUCAGAGUUCGAAAUUUACACUGGAUCGCAGGCCCCAAUGCCAGUGGUUUUAGCAUUGAGCCAGUAAACUCAUGACUGAACCAGCCCGGUGGUCUUGUCAAUUAUUAAUAUUAUCUUCCAGUACGCGCUUAUCCUCCAAUCAGAUGCUCGAACCGGAGUGUGAUAUCUGACGAUAACCUACUCCCAGUUUUUGUAUUGCCCUCUGCGUAUGAUGAGUGACAAUGCUUCACACUCUGCAUACGGUCAGUGCAAAAAAAUAGUCUAAAAUGUGCGUUUGCAAAACCAAAGACAUAACCUUCUGCCUCAUUGGAUAUGGGAUGUAGAAACGCUAUAUUUUUUUUGUAUUCCACUUGUGCUUUUGUAAUAACUUAUAAUACUAGGCUACCUCACUCUGUUAAAGUAUCUUUGUGGAAAAUUUUGAUAGUAUCUCUCAAUUCUCUUUUCAAUUUACGCACAAGAUAAAUGAGAUCUACAUGUAUGUAACAUCUUCUUUAAGUGCUUUUCUGUAACUCAUUUUGAUUCUGAUCUUGUAAGAUAAAUUCAUGUCUCAUAAA